AUAGAUUAAGGAUUAGGGUUUCGUUGGAGGAAUGCGGGUGGGGGGGAGAGGAAGGCAGCGAGGGAUGCCAAGGAGCAGAGAAACAAGAGGGAGAGGCGAACUCUAGCCCUAGUCCUAACCAUAGUUAUUCUAAUUCGAAGGGCUGGUUGGGUGAUGGCUGAGGCGAAGGAGGAGGGGGCGAACGGGGUGGCGGAGGGGGUGGCGGUGCUGGAUUUCGACAUGCUCUGCGCCACCGUGGCGCUCCAGACGCAGGGGUUCUCGGAGAAGAGGAGGAAGGGGGUGGCCGAGACGGAGGAGGAGGAGCGGGAGGAGGGAGGGGAGUUUGGUGGGGUGCAGCGGAUGUGGGAGGGAGAUGUUCUCGAUUGUUUGGAGGAUCGGCGGAUCGCGAUCGAGGCCGCAUGUUGCCCGUGCUAUAGAUUUGGGAAGAACAUGCGGAGAGCCAAUCUUGGGUCUUGUUUUCUUCAGGGAACUGCCUAUUUUGUUCUUGCACUUCUUGUAUUAUCCAACCUCAUUGCUUUUAGCAUGACCAAGCGGUAUAGCUUUCUAUUUAUUGGAGUUGCUUCUGCUAUCUCAUUUGGAAUAUAUCUGGGUUAUUUUCGGACAAGGAUGCGAAAGCAGUUUAACAUAAGGGGCAGCGACGGUCAUUUAGAUGAUUGUGUUAACCAUCUCAUCUGCCCCUGCUGUACACUAUGCCAGGAGUCCAGAACGCUGGAGAUGAACAAUGUCCAAGAUGGUGUGUGGCAUGGCCGGGGUGAUACUAUAUGCUUAGGCGGUGGUGGUGAAGGAAGCAAGGCGUUUAUUACUCUCCAUCAGCCUCCUUUGAUGCCAACCAGGUCCCCCGAGCUCUGUAGCAUGGAAAGAACAUCAGACAAUGGUGCACACUCAUGGAUCACAGAUGAAUCAGAUGAUAGGCAUUCAGAACCUUUGGUGCCAUCAGCCCUACUGGAACAGCAUUGAUGAAAUCUAAGCUAGCUAGCUGUACAGCAUUAUCGGCCGAGUGUGCCAGCCCAGAGAAGCCAUCUAUUGUUGUAAAACUAUGAUCUGUUGAAUGCCAACUGAUGGGUUACAGGCCUUUUAUGAUGAUAACCAACCUAGGCUUUGAUGUCUAGAUCUCAAGAAGAUUUUAACCAGCAUCAAUGGUGUGAAGCAGCCAUCAUAAUAAGCAUGAUAAGUCGAGACUUAGUAGCAGUUGGCUGGCAGUGGAUUUAUACUUGGGGAGGGGCAAAACCAGACCUCUGUAUAUGUAAUUGCGGGGAGCUGUAGCAUCUAAGCGCAACUGAACUGGAAAGAUUUUAUUCAGCCUAUUUGUUGUCGCACUUUUUUCCCCAACCAUAGCUUAGAUCAAUUUUAUCCGGCUUUGGAUUGCAUGAAUCUAGUGGUGAUGAACCUGUUUGCCAUCCCUCAACUGAUUUUUGAGGGAUGAGAUAAGAAGAUUUGUCCAAAGUUUCCUGAGCUCGCUAUCCGAUUUCACUCGAGCUAGCUUAUUUUCAUUGGAUCUACUGACUGGAAGUUGUAGCAAAACAAGAACAUAUCAUUUGUAGUCCAUAAAGGAGUCUACUUUCUGGUUCCUA
Messenger RNA from Phoenix dactylifera (date palm), 1571 nucleotides. RefSeq lists its product as uncharacterized. NCBI's taxonomy places the organism in Eukaryota, Viridiplantae, Streptophyta, Magnoliopsida, Arecales, Arecaceae. The record is from RefSeq and is a predicted model, not a curated record.